AUGUCUAAAGACGACUCCAAAGAGGUAGUUGACCAGGAUGCCGUCAACCAAGAGGCAGUCAACCAAGAGGCAGUCAACCAAAAUCCAGUCAACCAGGAGCUAGAUGACCAAGAGACCCUCUAUGAAGAGACCCUCUCCGAAGAGACCCUCGACCAAGAUAGCCUUUACCAAGAGACCCUCGACCGAAAAGCCCUCGACCAAGAAACCCAAGAAAUCCUCGACCAAGACGCCGCCACCCAAAAAGCCGUCGAAGAAGCCAGCGCCCUCACCGCAGGCAACCCCUCCGUCUUCCCUGUCUACAUCGAAUUCCUCUGCCGCGGCACCGUCAACGCCGUCACCCUCUUUCGCAGCGACGAUGCCAGCCGCUGCACCACUGCCGGAAUCUUCAACGCCAUCGUCUUCGCUGCUGAACAUGGUCUGUUUGAGUUCCAAGAUCGGCUGAUGACGGCCCAGAUACUGACUGAUGAGCCGCUUUCUAUCCCUAUUUGGGCGGAGCAUUAUGCGAAGGUUGAGAGGGGGAAUAUCUUUAGGGAUUAUGUGGCGCAGGUUAUUGCGUAUGAGCUUGGUGUCUUCUGGGGACCUGUCAGGGAGGUUGAUAGGGAUGAGGUGGCUGAUAUGCUCAGUGGAUAUACGCAGCUGAAUGGGUAUACGUCACUUAAUGGAGAUGUUAAACUCAAUGGACUGCCGCAGCUCAACGGGGAAGCGCAGCCUAAUGGAUUCACGCAUGUCAACGGAGAUACGCAACCCAAUGGAUUCACGCAUGUCAAUGGAGAUACGCAACCCAAUGGCCACGCGCACACCAAUGGAGACACCCACCUCGCCAGCGACACGCAACUCCUAGACGAUGUCCUCGAAUACAUGAAGCCGAUCCCCGGCUCCACGCCGACUCAUCCAAACAUAGCACCGGUAUGCUUUUACCAUCUGCACCCAUCCGGCGCUGACUGCCCCGAUAUGUCCUACCCCAUGUCGUCGUGGAUUAUGUGA
Pseudogymnoascus destructans is the source of this 984-nucleotide messenger RNA. RefSeq lists its product as uncharacterized. NCBI's taxonomy places the organism in Eukaryota, Fungi, Ascomycota, Leotiomycetes, Thelebolales, Thelebolaceae. The coding region runs from base 1 to 984 and encodes 327 amino acids. The transcript has a single exon. The record is from RefSeq and is a predicted model, not a curated record.